CUUCAUUUGUACAAGACAGAAUUCCUGUUGUACACGCUUAUAUACACUCUAGAUAGUCGGUAAAGGCUUUACCGAUUGCGCUUCAUCGUGUCCACAUACAGGCGCUGUUCAUUUUCGUGUUGGUGAGAAAUUCCAUCUUUGCUUCUUAAGAGAAUUUUGGUUGGAUUAUUUAGGCAAUUGAGAGCAUGAACAUAUUGCCAAAGAGCCAUGUUACCUCACUUUUUGAUAUCCGAUUAGCAGCAGAACAUGACGUUGUCGUCAUACAGGGAACCGCUGAGACGGCAGAGCCAACUUGGCUGAAGGGAAAGGUUGUUCUCUGUCUGACGGAGAACGUUGCAGUAAAAAACAUCACACUCAAACUUGUUGGCAAAAGAAGAAUUGCUUGGACGGAUUCACCGUCGUCUGGACGCGCUCAGCGUGUGAAUCGACAUGAUUCCGUUGUCUACGAAAAGGAAUGGUCAUUUCUCCCGUUCCAUGGAUCAAAAACUCUCCGGGCAGGCAAUUACGAAUACCCUUUCCAGGUUCAACUGCCUGGAAACAUUACGGAGUCUGUGGAAGGCUUGGUAAAUUGCUAUGUCGUGUACCGCUUGAAGGCUGUCAUCGAGAGACCCGGUCUUGCGAGCAAAAUUGUUAAGAAAAAGCAUCUUCGUAUCAUCCGUUCGUUACCGCCUGAUGCCGUUGAGUUCACACAAACGGUCAGUGUUGAGAACACCUGGCCCAACAAGAUUGAGUAUAACAUUAAUGUGCCCACGAAGGUGUAUGCCAUUGGCUCAUAUAUUCCUAUUAACAUCGUUCUUAUUCCUUUGUUGAAGGGUCUUACCAUUGGAAGAAUCAGUAUCGCUUUGAAAGAAUACAUUACCCUGAGCAUCACUCACGGACUGCCUGCCACUACCGACGAAGUGCGUACGGUGUGUUCGUUGCACACGGAGGAACUUUCAGAGUAUUCGGAUCACUACGAAGUGAACAAAAACUUACAAUUGCCCACGUCGUUGACGCGGUGCUUGCAGGAUUGUGACAUUCCGGGAAUCAAAAACCGUCACAAGCUCCGGUUCACCAUCUCGUUGAAGAAUCCAGAUGGACAUGUAUCAGAGUUGCGUGCUGCCCUACCCGUGACGUUAAUGAUUGCUCCACAACUGUUUGGCGAUCCUUCCGAAGUGGACUCGUUGCGUGAAAACUUUGAAACAUUUAAUCAACCGUUGCCCAGCUACGAACGGAGUAUGUAUGAUCGCUUGUAUGAUGGUUUAUCGUAUUCAAACGUUGAUACUCCUCUUCCCAGUGGAGCGAAUACACCCCAUCGUCGCAACUCAAUUGACCCCAUUGGGUUCAGCGGUGUCUCUGCCGAGUCACAUCGUCGCCAGUUGAUUGCUGGUUUGACGGCUCUUGCUCAACAACAGCAGCAACGACCUCCUCCGCCAAUCGACUUCAUGCCUAACGGAACGGAAGAAGACGGCAUGAGUGCACCCUCCUAUUCGUAUCAUUCUCGUGCUUCGAGUACAGCGAAUUCCUCAAUGGUUUCGCGCAAUCCCUCAGAAACUAGUCUGGCUGAACUAAGUCGGGUGCCCUCAUAUAGCGAGGCUACGCGGUCUUCUGUUUCUGAGUCUCCUCUCCAACCGGCGUUGCCAAGUUACGAAGAUGUUACACGCUUGGAGCGUAUGUCCUGUCCGUCAUCACCGAAUGCGACUACUCCCCCGCACUCGUUUCCCAGUAGUUCUGUCUAUUAUUCGCCGACCCUGUCCAGACGUUCAUUGGAUCAGUCUCGUUUGCUCAAUGGUUCCAACAGCGCUCCCGGCAGUGUUGGCUUAAAUCACUCUCAGAGCGCCAUGUCACUGUCGUCUUUGGCCCAAGGUCAUCCCAGUACACAACUAAACGGGGGACAACCCCAUCGGCCGCAGGUUGCGCGUUUGGGAAGUCAUCGAUCCGCACUUGAUGCCCUUCGCCGGGCGCGUAUGCUCCCUUCGUCAUUCUUCUCGUCCUCGUCACGCCGUGAGAACUAGCUCUCUACUCAACGGAUUGCUAGUCUCGUUCUUUCAUUAAACACACCUAUACGUACUACAAACCUUUCCGUACUUCAUUACACACAUUCUUCCACGCACACAUACACACACACCCACACAUUCAGACACACACAUAACUCGCUCAACACAAACACGCUGUUUCUUCCCCCAUCCGCACAACUCGUGCAGUGCUGAGGAGGGAUACAUGCUGUCGUUGUCGUUAACGUUCUUUGAUGGAUGGUCGCGUCGAAAACACGACGGCCUCUAUUCUAUGUAAUAAAACCGCGCAACUUGUUGUCAGGAGAUGCUAUUUGACGGUUGGUUGGCUUUAAUAAGUGAAAAUGGUUCGUACACUGCGCUCCUUGAAAAAGGGCGUGUAUCCAUGCUAUAUGCUUGUUGUUUCUUCAACAGCUACGUUACCACAGCCCAGCUUGGUGACGAUGGUCCUCUUCUUUUUCUUCGUUGGUGGUAGUUUCUUCUACAGAUACCGUUUCAGAGAGUAGUACCCCAGUAGUACUACGCUUACAAUAAUCAAGACCAUGUAGAGGAUGCUACGUUUUCCGGCUGUUCUGACAACACGAGCAAAUCGCCCGGCGACAUUAGAGACAGAGACCCGGAGACCGGCAAAUCCCUCACUCUGGCGCAAGAAUCGUUAGUUACAAUUUGUUUCUGUAGUAGUAAACACACGGUAGCUAGCCGGUGAUGCAACGUACUGCCUGGUCAAUUCUGGAAUAGUCGCUAGCACGAUUGUAAAUGUCAAUGGUAACACCUUUCAACGCAGAAACUUGACUUGACAAGGCUUUGA
This is a messenger RNA of Schizosaccharomyces japonicus yFS275, 2799 nucleotides long. Its product is annotated as arrestin/PY protein 1. Lineage: Eukaryota; Fungi; Ascomycota; Schizosaccharomycetes; Schizosaccharomycetales; Schizosaccharomycetaceae. The record is from RefSeq and is a predicted model, not a curated record. The transcript has a single exon. Bases 186 to 1994 code for a protein of 602 amino acids.